Cynocephalus volans (Philippine flying lemur) is the source of this 702-nucleotide messenger RNA. It is a transcript of the gene OAZ3, whose product is annotated as ornithine decarboxylase antizyme 3. Gene Ontology annotation, molecular function: ornithine decarboxylase inhibitor activity. Gene Ontology annotation, biological process: positive regulation of protein catabolic process. The record is from RefSeq and is a predicted model, not a curated record. Gene Ontology annotation, cellular component: nucleus; cytoplasm. NCBI's taxonomy places the organism in Eukaryota, Metazoa, Chordata, Mammalia, Dermoptera, Cynocephalidae.
UGUAACAGGUGUCGCCCUUCUACCUACUCCCUUUCUUAUAUCAAGAGGGGAAAAACACGGAACUACCUCUACCCGAUCUGGUCACCAUACGCCUAUUACCUUUACUGUUACAAAUACCGGAUCACCCUCCGGGAGAAGAUGCUGCCUUGUUGUUAUAAAAGCAUUACUUAUAAGGAACAGGAGGACUUGACACUCCGGCCCCGUUCCUGUAUCCAGUGCUCCGAGUCCCUAGCAGGCCUCCAGGUGGGCAGAAACACCAAACAGGGCAACCAAGACCAGCUUAAAGAACUGUAUUCGGCUGGGAAUCUGACGGUGCUGGCAACUGACUCCCUGUUCCACCAGAACCCAGUACAAUUAGACUUUCACUUCCACCUCAGCCCCCAGACCUCUGCCCAUUGGCACGGCCUUCUCUGUGACCAUCGACUGUUCUUGGAUAUCCCAUAUCGUGCCCUGGAUCAAGGCAACCGGGAAAGUUUGACUGCAACACUGGAGUAUGUGGAGGAGAAGACCAAUGUGGACUCUGUGUUUGUAAACUUCCAAAAUGAUCGGAAUGAUAGAGGUGCCCUGCUGCGGGCCUUCAGCUACAUGGGCUUUGAGGUGGUCAGGCCAGAUCACCCUGCCCUCCCUCCCUGGGACAAUGCCAUCUUUAUGGUAUACCCCCUUGAAAGGGACCUUGGCCACCUGCCCAAUGACCCUCCCUGA